GCUAUGACGCCCAGGUCUCCGUAGGCACCUGCAGCUAGCAGCUGAGCGCGUAGGGGCCGAGCGACCCCGGGACGCUCGCGGCACCCUCCGCAGGAAAAUUUCCGACUUGGUUCUUGAGGUUCCUGCCUCAGCCCCAAGGAGGAAAGCACCCAUUCUCCCCUCUUUUCCGCAUUACGGGCCUUUUCUGCUUCUCCCCAGUAUGGUCCGAAACUACAGGAGGGGAACCCCUCCUGGCCCGGCCUUUCUAUUCCCUGGCUGGAGUGAUUCCGCCUGAAGGAGAAUUCGCCCGUUUUCCCCGGACCCAGCUGCCACAAGCAUUUAGUAUUAGGCUGCCGCUUAUUAUUAGAGCGGGCUUAGAACAUCCUCAGCGAGGGAAAAGUUCAGUUAGAAGACAUACUUCACCAUCUUGAAAAAGAAGAAAUCAAUCCCCUUGCUACUACAGAAGAACAACUCUGUUUGGUGCUUAUUCCAGCCAGCACAGUGAAGACAGGCUGAGGACUGCUACCACAGAUGUAGAAGAGCUUAUAGUGAAGCACAUGGGUGAAACAAAAGAAGUUGGAGUGCUGGAGUGCAGUAGCAUGAUCUCCGUUCACUGCAGCCUCAACCUCCUGGGCUCAAGUAAUCCUCCUGUCUUGUCCUCCCAAAAUGCUGGAAUUACAGUAUCAUAAUGAAGACCUGGAAAAAGACAAAACAUCACAAAACUGCCUAGGAAGAGGAAUGGAACAAGUAGCAAAGAAGUUAGGGGUGGCUCAUGAAGAGAUUCAAAGGCUCACUGAUGAACUACAAGUGAAGGAGAAGGAACAAUGUAAAUUAGAUUCUGCACUUAAGAAGGCUCAACUAGAAAUUGACAAAUUGAAGGAAAAUUUGGUAAAGCUGAAAGAAAAUGAUGCAGCUGACCUACAGAAAGCAAAGGAACAAAAUCAGAGACUGGAUGAGGAAAUUCUGGCUUUAAGAAAUAGGGUUCGAUCACUUGACUCAGAAAAAAAGGUGCUUGGUGAAAUGGUUGAAAGACUUAAAGGAGAGGUGUGUGAAUCUCAAGAGAAUAAGCAACUUGGAAACCACUCCCCUGGAAAAACUGUGGGUGGUGAACAGAGAGAACAGAUUGAGGCUUCCAUGUUAGAGCCUGAAUUAUCAGUAACAUAGGAAGAUAGAAGAGAAACCAGUACAAAAGAUCAAGAGACAAAGUACAAGAUUUGAAUGAGAUCCUGAAAAUGAGCCAAGAAAAAAAUGAAAUGUUUGAAAGUGAGUGGUCAAAAGAGAGAGAGAGAGAGAAGCAGUUGGCAUCUGGUCUUGACACUGCAGAGAAGGCCUUGAAAGUUGAAAGUGAGGUCUUGAAGCUUUCACAAGAAUUUGCACAAUUAAAUCAUUUUACUCUAGGGGGAAAAACUGCACCUUCUAAUUUAAUUACAAGUGAAAAUACCUGUAAAGAUCCUGAAUCUAAUGAACCAAUUUUGGAAACAGAAAUUCAAAGCCGAAAGGAAGAGACAGAGGAACUCUGUCCCAAAUUAGGAGAAAGAAAGCAGAAGGAAAUUCCAGAGGAGUCAGUAAAGGAGGGCAGUUUUCCAAGAGAGGGGCAGAAGGAGGAGGGCUCACAACAGAAUCGAGAUAUGAAAGAUGAAGAAAAAGAACAGCAGUUAACCAUGAAGCCUGAGGAAAUUGUGAGGCUUAGAGAAGAGCUGAGCCAUAUAAAUCAGAGCCUUCUUCAGUCUCAGAGCUCUGGGGAUAGUUCAGAUGACAGUGGUGCCCAGAGUGACUGAACUGGAAAAUGUAGAUGAGAAGAACUACUGUUCUGGUUUUUCCAUCCUUCAAAAGAAGCUAAAACUUUUGGGCCUUUGUCCUCUUGGUAAAACUGGGGUGCAUCUCUUGUAUACAGUAUCUCUGUUUUGCAUCCAUCAUCUGGAGAAAAACUAAAAUACAACCAGCAAGGGGAAGUACAACAACUUCACCAGAAUUUGCACCGGCUCCAGAUUCUAUGCAACUCAGCUGAAAAUGAGCUUCGAUAUGAACGAGGGCAGAACUUGGACUUAAAGCAACAUAAUAGCUUACUUCAGGAAGAAAACAUUAAGAUAAAGAUUGAACUAAAGCAUGCCCAACAGAAGUUAUUAGACAGCACAAAGAUGUGCUCUUCACUCACGGCAGAGUACAAGCACUGUCAGCAGAAAAUCAAGGAACUGGAGUUGGAAGUACUUAAACACACUCAGAGCAUUAAAUCACAGAACAACCUACAGGAAAAGCUGGUUCAGGAGAAAUCUAAAGUUGCUGAUGCAGAGGAAAAGAUUUUGGACCUGCAGCGGAAAUUAGAACAUGCUCAUAAAGUCUGUCUCACAGACACUUGUAUUUCAGAGAAGCAGCAGCUAGAGGAAAAGAUAAAAGAAGCAACACAAAAUGAAGCUAAAGUAAAGCAACAAUAUCAAGAAGAACAACAGAAGAGGAAACUUCUAUAUCAGAACGUAGAUGAGUUACACAGGCAAGUGAGAACCUUACAAGAUAAAGAAAAUCUACUGGAAAUGACCUGUUCUCAGCAACAAUCCAGAAUUCAGCAACAAGAGGCCCUACUUAAACAACUGGAAAAUGAAAAAAGAAAAUAUGAUGAGCAUGUCAAAAGCAACCAGGAAUUGUCAGAGAAGCUAUCUAAGCUACAGCAAGAGAAGGAAGCUCUACGUGAAGAAUAUUUGCGAUUAUUGAAGCUGCUUAAUGUCCAUGUGAGAAACUAUAAUGAGAAACAUCACCAACAAAAAGUCAAGCUUCAAAAAGUCAAGUAUCGUUUAACUAAUGAAGUAGAACUACGAGAUAAGAGAAUUAACCAAUUUGAAGAUGAAAUUGGAAUCCUGCAACAUAAAAUAGAAAAGGAGAAGGCAAUACAGGACCAGAUCACUGCCCAAAAUGAUACCCUGCUUCUAGAAAAAAGGAAACUUCAGGAGCAAGUCAUAGAGCAAGAACAGUUGAUCCACAGCAACAAAUGGACGAUAUCUUCCAUCCAGAGCAGGGUACUUUACAUGGAUAAAGAAAAUAAGCAAUUACAGGAAAAUAGUCUUCGUCUCACACAGCAGAUUGGCUUCUUAGAGCGAAUUAUAAGGAGCAUCCAUAUUCGCAGAGGAGAGAAUCUUAAGGAGUUUCCUGUUCCAAAAUGGUGGCAUAGAGGCAAGCUGGCUUCUCUCCCUCCAACAAAGAAACAGAAAGAAAUAUACAGCACUGAGGUCUUCACCAGCAACAAUGCAGAACUCCAGCAUGAGGAUGAGUCAGUUCCUGAGGCCACAGAGAAGUGGAAACACUCUGAGCAGAUGGAAACAACAAUUAGUGACAUCCUUGAAUCCGAAGUAGUGAAUGAAAUAUUGCCUUUAUCAAACUCCAGUUUUUCAGGAAAAGGUUUGGUAGAGUCAUUUGCAAGUCUUCAAGAGACUGAAGAGAUCAAGUCAAAAGAAGCAAUGGCAAGUUCAAAGUCCCCUGAAAAGUCUCCUGAGAAUCUUGUGUGUUCACAGAAUUCUGAGGCUGGAUACAUAAAUGUGGCUUCUCUGAAGGAGACACAUGGUAUACAAGAACAAGACCAAAAGUCAGAACUAUAAAAUCACUGGUGCCUAAAGCUAUACUGAACAAAAGUGGUAAUUUAAAGCCUGGACAAAAGGUGGACCAUGACAUUGAGAAGAGUUACCACAGAUCCCAAAUGGAUAUCACCCAAGAGUCUUCAAAACUGCUGAUAAAUUCAUUAAAGCAGUUGUAAAAAUGGAUUUCUCAAGUUUGUUUGAUAUCCUCAGAUGCCUUGUAUUGACCAAAAUAUUGACUUUAGUUCAAUGAUUUAUUUAGGUUUCUCUUCAGCAGAGCACAUGUAGGGUUAAUUCAACAUUCUUUCCCAUUAUCAUGGGUAUCUUUUCUGAUUUAUUUUUUAACAGUAAAAACAAUACAGUCACAUUAAAGCAAAUUUUGUUUUUAAAAAAACCCUCCUAUGCUGGGCGUGGUGGCUCACGCCUAUAAUCCCAGCACUUUGGGAGGCUGAGGUGGGUGGAUCACGAGGUCAGGAGAUCGAGACCAUCCUGGCUAACACGGUGAAACCCUGUCUCUACUAAAAAUACAAAAAAAUUAACCGAGUGUGGUGGCGGGUGCCUGUAGUCCCAGCUACUCAGAAGGCUGAGGCAGGAGAAUGGCGUGAACCUGCGAUAGCACCACUGCACUCCAGCCUGGGUGACAGAGUGAGACUCCGUCUCAAAAAAAGCAAAAAACAAAAACAAAAACCCUCCUAUAAUACCAUAAGCUUUUUUUUUUUUUUUUGAGACGGAGUCUCUUACUCUGUCACCCAGGCUGAAGUGCAGUGGCAUGAUCUCCGCUCACUGCAACCUCUGCCUCCCAGGUUCAACCAAUUCUCCUGCCUCAGCCUCCCAAGUAGCUGGGAUUAUAGGUGCCCGCCACCAUGCCCAGCUAAUUUUUGUAUUUUUAGUAGAGACAAGGUUUCACCAUGUUGGCCAUGCUGGUCUUGAACUCCUGACCUCAGGUGAUCCACCCACCUCAGCCUCCCAAAGUGCUGGGAUUACACCAAUACCACAGUCUUAACACAACUAAUUUUAUUUUACAGUUAUUCCCUUUUGGUCCUAAUUCAAGUACAUAUAUUCUAAGUGGUUAUUAUAAUAUUGUAUAUUCAUUUUCACAGUUUGAUUUUUAAUUUACUGUAUAUACCAUGGAAACAUUUUCAAUCGCCAUAUGAUAUUCAAUCAUGUUGAUGUUCUAUAAUUAUUUUUAUGGGAAAAGUUUUAAAUGUUUAAUGAAGAAGAUUUAGAGCAAUACAUUAUUUAAAAGUGGAUAGGAGGUUGGGCGUGGUGGCUUACACCUGUGAUCCCAGCACUUUGGGAGGCCGAGGUGGGCAGAUCACCUGAGGUCAGGAGUUCGAGACCAGCUUGGCCAACUUAGGGAAACCCCGUCUCUAACAAAAAUACAAAAACAAUUAGCCAGGUGUGGUAGUGCGCGCGCCUGUAGUCCCAGCUACUGGGGAGGCUGAGGCAGGAGAAUCACUUGAACCCGAGAGGCAGAGGUUGCAGUGAGCCGAGACUGCACCAGUGCACUCCAGCCUGGGUGACAGAGCAAGACUCCAUCUCGAAAAAAUAAAUAAAAUAAAAUAAAAUAAAAGUGGAUAGGAAAAUACCAAGAGCUUUUCCUGGGGGAGGGGGUAUGAGAAGAGAGUUCACAUAAACCCCAUUACACAGAAACUACCCCUAAAUAUUUCCAAACAGGAGUACAAAGUAGGUGAACAGUCUCCAGCUCAUCUUUAGUGUAGUGGGACUGCUUCUUCAGAAAAGAUCAGCAACAUUCACAUCCAUUUCAUCUAUCAGGGUGGAACAGUACUGCUCAGUAUCUCUGAGGAUGUGGAUGUUCUAUAAAUUAAACGUUCUCUUGUUUGGCAUUUAAGCUGUUUUUACUUUUUUUUUUUUUUUUUUUUUUUUGAGACAGGGUCUCACUUUGUAACCCAGGCUGGAGUGCAGUGGUUUGAUUACUGCUCAUGCAGCCUCAACCUCCCAUGCUUAAGUGAUCCUCUCUCCUCAGCCUCUCCCAAGUACAGGCAUGUGCUACCAUGCCUGGCUCAUUUUUGUACUUUUUGUAAAGACGAGGUCUCACUCUCACUCUAUUGUUCAAGCUGGUCUCAAAUUUCUGGGCUCAAGUGAUCCUCCCACCUAAGCCUCCUAGGUGAUAGGAUUAUAGGAUGAGCCUCUAUGCCAGGCCUGGUUUUACUUUGUUACUAUUUAAGAUUAUGCUGUGUUGAAGGUCUUUGUGCAUGUAGUUCUUUUCUUCUUUUGAAUUACUCCAGAAAACAAAUUCGCAAGAUUGGACUGAGUCAAAGGAUAUAAAUGUUAAUAUUGCUCUAGGACAUCACUUCCUUUGCUUUAAAAAAGGGUUCUGCCUGACCAGGUGCGGUGGCUCACGCCUAUAAUCCCAGCAUUUUGGGAGGCCGAGGCAGGUGGAUCACUUGAGGCCAGGAGUUCAAGACCAGCCAGGCCAACAUGGCAAAGCCCUGUCUCUACUAAAAAUACAAAAAUUAGCCGGGUAUGGUGGUGCACACCUGUAGUCCCUGCUAUGCGGGAGGCUGAGGCUCGAGAAUCACCUGAACCCAAGAGGUAGAAGUUUCAGUGAGCUGAGACCACUCCACUGUACUCCAGCCUGGGCAAAAAGUGAGACUCUGUCUCAAAAAAUAAUAAUAAUAAAUACAUAAAUAAUAAAAUAAAUAAAAAGUGUGUCAACAUACUGUUUUCAUAGUCAAGUUACUCAACCUCCUUGAGCCUCAAUUUCUUGAUUCCUAAAAUGGGAACAAUAAUAGUUCUCUAUCCCAUAGGGUUGUGAGGACCAAAUGAAAUGAAGCAUGUAAAGUAUUUAGCACGUAGUAACUGCUUAAUAAAUGCUAUCAUCAUUUAUUUUCACUAGAGGUUUAUCAAUGUACUAUUUUUUUCACAACCUCAUCAACAUUGGAUAUUAUCAAUUUUAAAGAUUUAUUCUAAAACAGUUGGUAUAAAAUUAUACUGAAGCGUGACUGCUGCUGUUCCUUUUCCCCCUCCUCCCCUUUCUUCUUUUUCAGUUGGAGGAGACCAAGAGGAGAGGAUCAGUAACCAGAAAUAAAAAUGACCCUUUACAUUGAGACACACUGUAUUUUUAUAUGUAAUCCUUGCUUUCUCAGACAACAGAGCUAGAAAGAUGAUCAUAGGAACUAGGAAAUAAUAACUAUUUUAUUAAAUGCAUGCUGUUAUAUUGAA
Messenger RNA from Homo sapiens (human), 6725 nucleotides. RefSeq names its product coiled-coil domain containing 30 (gene CCDC30). The transcript has 23 exons. The coding region runs from base 2118 to 3563 and encodes 481 amino acids. The record is from RefSeq and is marked validated. NCBI's taxonomy places the organism in Eukaryota, Metazoa, Chordata, Mammalia, Primates, Hominidae.